Molecule: messenger RNA, 3013 nt
Organism: Xylaria bambusicola
Lineage: Eukaryota; Fungi; Ascomycota; Sordariomycetes; Xylariales; Xylariaceae
Product: origin recognition complex subunit 4 C-terminus-domain-containing protein
Exons: 4
Coding region: 228-2801 (857 amino acids)
Biological process (GO): DNA replication; DNA replication initiation
Cellular component (GO): nucleus; nuclear origin of replication recognition complex
Molecular function (GO): DNA replication origin binding; ATP hydrolysis activity; ATP binding
Source: RefSeq, a predicted model, not a curated record
GACAUGCAGUAAUUAACCCUUUGCACUCCAGCGUCGCGUUUGACCGCGUUCACUUACUGAUGCAUCUAUGAAUUCAAUUGCUAGCAGAAACGCUACGCCAUUCGACACCCUCAAAUUCUCACGCGUCUCGCUCUCCCACAAAUAGUCAUAAGAUGCGCACUCCAUACCAAUAAUACGCGAUGAGUUUGUUGGACUGAUACACGCAAAACUCGGUCGGCUAUAAUGAUAUGGCUCCCAACCAAACCCCUGGCUCUGGCCGCCGAAAGCGAGCCCGACCAGAAGACGACUUGGUAUCGUCGCCAGUUCCCUCGCCAUCUACCGUAGCAACAAGCGCAAAGCGGCGCCGCUUAAAUGAUGUCGCCGACUCACCAUCAUCGACUCCAAAGGGGUUCUCCGCGAUCUCUUCAGCCAUUAGUGGUGCACUUGGCCGUCGCGGACGGCGCAACGGAGCCCAAGGGAAACUGGUCGGCGAACAUGACGGCACGACAGCCGAGUCCUCGUAUAACGUACCUGCUAGCGACGGUGACGAUGACGAAGAACAAAUAGAAGGGGUUUCAGGUAAACCGAAGAAGCUGGACUACGGGAUACUGCCGAAAAAGUCGUCGGCAACCGAAAAUUUGUACGAUGUGCCGGACUCCGGUGAUGAAUUAGAGAUUCCAAGAGCAGCAGGAAAGGCACACGAACAAAGCAAUCCUGUGACGCCGUCGAAACGAAGGUUUGUCAAUGGUGACCCGAAAAGCGUAUCGGCGCGCGCUACAACUGCACAACGGGACGGCAAGGGAACUGCAGUACCUCUCAACAACAAGGGAAGCAUGACUACGCCGCGCAAAAGGGGGCGACCGCCAAAAGUGCGUCCGAGUCAAAUAGAGCUCUCUCCAUUUCCAUUAGCCGUCAAGGCACGUAUAUAUGGGCCUACAGGGAAGACGGAUUCUGUUAACGCUCCCGAGUCGCCGAAGCUGAAGGGCAUUUUGUCGCCUAAAAAGAGGAAACCUGGUCGACCAGCAAAGACUGUGGUGUUCGAUGAGGGUGACGAAGUCAACUCAGAUAUUCUACAAGAUGAAACAACACCGAGACCCGUGAAAUUCUCUACCAUUGAGAGGCCGAGCUCACCCAUAGAGAACCCCAUAUCACUAAACGGGGACAGGGAGAAAGAUAUACAACAAGCUGAAGAACCUGAAGAGCUUGAAGAGGGUAGCGGGCAAGAGGAAGAAGACGAGGAGGUGUGUGUUAUAUGCUCGAAGCCUGAUUCGGAGCCGCCGAAUGAGAUCAUUUUUUGCGAGGUUUGCGAUUCUGGAUUCCAUCAGAAGUGCUACAACGUCCCAGUCAUACCCGAAGGCGAUUGGAUCUGUCGAACUUGCUCGCAAGAGGACAUCUUGCACGAUCGCCAGAAUACAACCGAGAAGAAGGCUACCGUCACCAUAUCUACAGCCAUUCCUGCUAUACCUAACUUUGAACAACAUUUUCAGCAAAUGCGACGUGUGCUACUAGACCGGUGCUCUAGCAACCGGCGGAUAAAGCUCUGUGGCCAGAGUGAAGCUUUUGAUAAGGCAUAUCAACUGGUGGAGCAAACAGUACUGGCUGGCGAAGGGAACUCCAUGAUGGUCAUUGGGGGGCGCGGUUGCGGGAAAACGACCAUGAUGGAAGAAAUUCUUUCUAAUCUCCGAAAUGAGCAUGCGGAAGAAUUUCACGUUAUUCGCCUUAACGGAUUUAUACAUACAGAUGAUAAGCUUGCAUUGAAAGAGAUAUGGCGCCAGCUAGGCAAGGAAAUGGAGAUUGAAGACGAUCUAGUCAAUAAGACCAGCAACUAUGCCGAUACCAUGGCUUCUCUCUUGGCUCUUUUAUCUCACCCAGAAGAGAUCACAGGAGCCGAAGAUGGUGUGACAUCCAAGUCGGUAGUCUUCAUAAUCGACGAGUUUGAGCUGUUUGCCACACAUGCUCGGCAGACACUACUCUAUAACCUGUUCGAUAUUGCUCAAGCAAGGAAAGCUCCUAUAGCCGUGCUUGGGCUGACGACUAGAAUCGAUGUUGUCGAGAGCUUAGAGAAGCGAGUCAAGAGUCGAUUCAGUCAUCGUUACGUUUACCUGUCUCUCCCAAAAUCGCUGCCAGCCUAUUGGGAUAUAUGUAGACAGGGCUUGAUAGUAGAUAAAGAGGACCUCGGGGCGGAAGGCUUUGAUACCGAUCUCCAGGGGCUUUACGAGUUCCAUGACUAUUGGGAGAAAAAAAUCGAGGCCCUCCAUCACACGCCUGCAUUCGAGGAUCAUCUAGAGUAUCAUUACUAUACGACGAAAUCCGUGUCACCAUUCCUAGCCUCAUGUAUCCAGCCUUUAGCAGCACUGUCGAUGUCAUCACUUGAUUUGUUAGUCCCCUCGCCUACUGAAGUUGUUGCAUUGGAGCCACAAGAACCAAAGCUACAACUUCUCGCGGCCUUGUCAGAUCUCGAGCUAGCGUUGCUCAUCUCGGCGGCGCGGCUCGACAUUGUUGCGCAUACUGAUACUGUCAAUUUUGCCAUGGCGUAUGACGAGUACAGCGCCCAGAUGGGCAGGCAGCGAGUGCAGACAGCCAGCUCUGGCUUGCUAGCACUAGGCGCCGGAGCGAGGGUUUGGAGCCGGAGCGUUGCAGUGGUGGCAUGGGAACGGUUAGUAUCGCUCGGUCUGCUCAUCCCUGCCGGCAUCGGCGGCAGAUCCAACGCGGCGCAUGGAGGGCUCGAGGGCAAGAUGUGGAGGAUGGAUGUCUUGCUUGAAGAGAUCCCAUCGGCUGUCGAGCUGCCAGGAUUCCUGGCAAAAUGGUGUAGUCAAAUUUAGAAUUUAACCCAUAUCGAGAGCGAUGCUAUCUCCAUCCAUCCAUCCAUCAACGCCCUAAUGCAGUAAAGAGACACUGAAAGUGAAGAGAUCUUGGCUUGCCUCUACAUCCGCAUCUACCGUAGAAUAACAUUGGCUAACUACAGGUGCCGAAUGAUACGCUACGCGGGCCAACCAACCAGCUCGGAGAAUUAGCAUACCGCUUGUCCAACGCU